Hypanus sabinus (Atlantic stingray) is the source of this 4908-nucleotide messenger RNA. It is a transcript of the gene fes, whose product is annotated as FES proto-oncogene, tyrosine kinase. Gene Ontology annotation, biological process: peptidyl-tyrosine phosphorylation; cell adhesion; chemotaxis. NCBI's taxonomy places the organism in Eukaryota, Metazoa, Chordata, Chondrichthyes, Myliobatiformes, Dasyatidae. The transcript is spliced from 20 exons. Bases 417 to 2891 code for a protein of 824 amino acids. The record is from RefSeq and is a predicted model, not a curated record. Gene Ontology annotation, molecular function: non-membrane spanning protein tyrosine kinase activity; ATP binding.
GGUGUGGGACAUUCACACUGGUCGCGGAGAGAGGAAGGAAACUGGGGACCGCGGCGCUAGGUCAGAGAGCACUUCACAAAACCAGAGCAGGAGCUGCCGGGCAAGUUGGCUGUAAGGAAUCGAGGGGAGCGAGGGCGGGGAUGUGACUGGCCGACAGGAGGUCCCGCCGGCAUUCGGAGCCACUCUACCCCGGCCGAUUUCCUCUGCUGACUUCGGCUCGCAAGUCGCUUGAGGGAGCGGGACACGACGUUUCCGGCGACUGCACGCUAUAUUAAUAAUUAUAAAUCAGAUAUUUGUUCACCGGGAGGUAAGAAGACCAAAACUGUACGUGGUAUUGCAGUUGUGGCCUCACCAAGGUCUGGCUGUGGUAAGAAUACAGCACAGAACAGCCCCUUGGAGCUGUGGAACUUGGAGCAAUGGGGUUCAGCUCAGAUCUGUGGUGUCCACAGAGCCAUGCGGUACUGCUACGCCUGCAGGACUCGGAGCUGCGGAUGAUGGAGGUGAUGAAGAAAUGGAUGACAAGCCGCAUGCGGAGUGACAAAGAGUACUCCGUCCUUCUCCACCAGAUGACCUCGCAGGUUGAGAGGCAGGACAACAGCCUGCAGGCGGGAGGGGGCGACUACAUCAGUCAGCUCAGCAAGUCCUGGGCCACCAUCGUGAAUCAGACAGAGGCACUGAGUCGCACCAUGCGGAAACAUUCGGACGACCUGAGCUCGGGGCCGAUUAACAAGCUCACCCUGCUGAUCCGUGACAAGCAGCUUCUGAAGAAGAGUUACAGUGAGCAGUGGCAACACAUCAACCAGGAGGUGCUGAAGAACACACAAAAUGAAGUUGAGAAACUGAAAUCACAAUAUCGCCAGCAAGCCAAGGAAGUGAGCGCAGCAAAGAGGAAAUUUCAUGAGGCUAGCAAAGACAAGGAGCGGGACAAAAUGAAAGACAAGUACAUCAAGGCCACCAUGAAGAUGCACAUCCUGCACAACCAGUACGUGCUGGCCGUCCGCUCGGCCGAGGCCCACCACCAACAGUAUUACCAGCAGGAGUUACCGGGGCUGCUCAAUGCACUGCAGCAGCUGCACCAGGAGAUGGUUCACAUCCUCAAGGACAUUCUGCAGGAGUACCAGGAGCUGACAAGCCUGGUGCAGGACGAAGUGGUGGCUGUUCACCGGGAGAUCAGCAAUGCGAUCGAGGCCAUCGACCCGCUCAGGGAAUAUGACAGCUUCAUUGAGCAGAACAGGACGGUGACGGAGCUGCCCCCGAUCGUUACCUUUGACAGCAGCCUCUUGGAGGACUUGGACGACUUGCAAGCGGGUGAGCUGCAGGUGAACGACCUGACCAUCGAGUCAGUGCAGCACAGCCUAACGGCAAUCGAGGAGGAGCUGCAGACUCUGACGGAGACUAUCAACAACCGCCAGGCCACCAGCAGACAGAUCUUCAAUGAGAUAACGGUGGAGAAGCAGACCGCGGGCUUCCGGUCAGGAGUCUACGUCUUCAGCAAGAAGUGUGCUCUGGAAGAGAGUUACCAGCAGGAGAGAGCCUUGAUGUGUACCAAAGCUCGACUGGACGUCCAAAAGCUGCAGCUCGAACACAAGCUGAGGGAGUUGGGAGACAGGGAGCCCCCCACGGCCCUGGGCACUGACGAGGAUCGUUACUCCGUCACCUCGGCGGGGAAGGACGGUGUCCGGCCCAUGACCCUGGAGACAUUGAAGAACCACAUCUCGGGACUCUUCAAGCCCAAGUUCAGUCUUCCCCCGCUGCUGCCCAUCGUCCCAGCUGUACAGAAGCCCCUGACCCAACAGGCCUGGUACCACGGCGCCAUCCCCCGACUGGAGACUCAGCAACUCCUGACCACCGAAGGAGACUUCCUGGUGCGAGAGAGCCAGAACAAGGGGGAGUAUGUCCUGUCCGUGAUGUCUGCGGGACAGUGCCGCCAUUUCAUCAUUCAGCACUCGGACUCACAGUAUCGAUUUGAUGGUGACAGUUUUCCCACCAUCCCUCUGCUCAUUGACAACCUCCUGAAGACUGGACAGCCCGUCACCAAGAAAACGGGGGCGACAUUGAUCAGGCCUGUUGUGAAGGACAAGUGGGUUCUGGAUCACGAGGAUGUGCUGAUUGGAGAUCAGAUUGGCCGGGGCAACUUUGGUGAGGUGUUCAGUGGCAGGAUGAGAAACGACAAUACGUUGGUGGCGGUGAAAAUGUGCCGGGAGAACCUGCCGGCAGAGCAGAAGAACAAGUUCCUGAUGGAGGCCAGAAUCCUAAAGCAGUAUGACCAUCCAAACAUCGUCAGGCUGAUUGGCGUCUGCACACAGAAACAGCCCAUCUACAUCAUUAUGGAACUUGUGCAAGGAGGAGAUUUCUUGACGUUUUUACGGAACGAAGCCAGUCGCUUGACUACCAAAGACCUGAUCAAGAUGGCGGAGAAUGCAGCUGCAGGGAUGGCCUACCUGGAGAGCAAGCAUUGCAUCCACAGAGAUCUGGCUGCUCGGAACUGCUUGGUUUCUGAGAAGAACGUGUUGAAGAUCAGUGACUUCGGCAUGUCCCGUGAGGAGGAGGAUGGCGUCUACUCUUCCACUGGGGGGAUGAAGCAGAUUCCAAUCAAGUGGACGGCACCUGAGGCGCUCAAUUACGGCCGGUUCACCACGGAGAGUGAUAUCUGGAGUUACGGUAUACUGCUGUGGGAGACCUUCACAUUGGGCUCAACCCCAUAUCCCACAAUGACGAACCAGCAAACCCGUGAGGAGGUCGAACAAGGCUACCGCAUGGAAUCUCCAGACUCCUGUCCGGAAGAGAUCUACAACUUAAUGACCCGCUGCUGGGAGUACGAUCCGAAGAGACGGCCAAGUUUCAGCACUGUCCAUCAACAACUUGUGACUAUCAGGAAGAAGUGGAAGUGAAUCUGGAAGUUCUGCUUUCUGCAGUCGGCUGUGUCCCUGAGUGUGUGUAUGUGCACUGUGCGCAGAGACCAGCAGACUGGACAGUAACAUUCCAAUGCUUAAUGUCUUAGGCACGCUCUUGUCGGCAGUCCUGAGGAAGGAUCUCAGUCUGAAACAUCAACUCUUUACUCCUCUCCACAGGUGUUGCCUGACUUGCUGAGCUCCACCAGCAUUUUGUGUGUUGCUGAUCUGGAUUUCUCUUGUGUAUGUCUUGCUAGUGAUGCACAUGUGAAGUAAUUGCAAUUUUUUUCUUGUGUAACGUUGUAAGAGGGUAAUACUUCCUCUCUCGGGCAGUCAGUAUCCCGAGCCACAGAUUCGCGAUGUGAAGCUGUCUUUGUGCCGAGUCAGCAGUUGUGUUCGACCUCGGGUUUGAGAGGCAAGCAACGCCACCCUUGUGUCUCUCUUCCUCCUCCGACUGCCAGCAGGAUGCGGCGGGGGUCUGCCUGUGCCUGUCGCUGCCCGAGGAUUCCCCAGCAAGGGGGCCAACCCCUUCCCGGGCAGUGUGGCAACAGAGGGUGAGGCAACUGUAAACAUACUGCGAGAUGAAUAUUCAGGAUGAUAGGUUGGUGGCUGCUGAUCCUUGGUUCAAGUUUAAUUCCCAUUCACCUAUGCACAUGAAUACAGCCAAACGAAACAGUGUUCCUCUGGACCAACCAAGGUGCAAAACACAGAACCAACAGCACACAGCACAUAUAAUUAUCAUAGUAGAAAACAUACAAGUACAAAAAAGAGUAGCCCACAUCCCCAAGUGUCACGGCCCGUAGACUGCUGGUGCAUGGACGUUGUCCUGGGGCCAUGUUUCUGCAAGAAAGAUUUUUCCUCAGGGUUUACUCCCGAAGUCUUCCCCGUGAGUGGGUAUAGCCACAAAGCAGUGGAGGUUUGAAAUCAGAGUUUUCUGUUUGCUAGAUGAGCUGCCAACCAGGGCUGACGAGCACCAUUUGCCCAGAGUGACUGGUUUUAAGGCGACAGUAACUCUCCUUUGUCAAUUCUCCUGUCAGUAGGAACGGUUCCCCGAGGCUUAGUAACUGAGCCACAUAUGAAGGCCAGGAGCUGGACUUGGUUGUCAGAGGCUAUUUGAGACACUUGUCGUAGGGAGCAUUUACUAGGCAGUGGGUAAUCCCCAAUUCCCUACCUAGACCCUCUUACAUGACACUAUCAAGCCAGUUAAGGAGAAUUCAAGAUCCCAGGAGGUUGAAUUCACCCCACUUUCAGUGCCCAGUAGCAUGCUCACAACUGACCAAGCCUAACCUUGCGUGACUUUGGGAGGAACCCGGAGGAAACCUACCCUGCUACAGGGAGAAUGGCCAAACUCCAGGGCAGCAGCGGAAGUUGAACCUGGGUCACUGCGCGCCAGCCUCUGUGCCUCCCAUUUUAAUGUUGAGCCAACGUAGCUGGAGAUGGUGGAGCCCUCAAAAAUUCGCACAGUUGGGCAAUUAAUUGCCAAAUGAUUCCAAUCCAAUUGUGUAAAAUUCCCAUGUGCACUAGCCUGUUGGAUUGUGGUCUCGGAUCGAAUGAUCUACUGUCUCAAUACUCUGUUCUGCAGAGAUACCCAAGCCUUCUGGCCUGAUCUGACCACCAGCACCCAACCCCUGGCAUCCUCUCGUCCAGUCCAAGGAAUGGUGCCUUUGCAUUUGUCCUUGACUUUGUCUUUGAAUGUAUUGACUUUGAAAUCCAGAAGAGUGAUGUCUUCCAAUUGUUUGAUAAAGUUACACCAGAAGGGUCUGAUAAUGUCAGCAAUGGAUUAAUGGGAACAUGAAUUGAAAUUUGAAGAAACCGCAUGUAGAGCCGAAACAUUUGCUCCUUGUGUACCCAUGCCCCUGUGUAAGGAAACUGCAGCCAGCUGCUCAAUAAUAAAGCUUAAAAUGGUGUGUUUUAAACGUCACACUCGGGUGUUGAAAUGGUUCUGUGGAGCGUGUAGUGAGGUAAACACAACUGUGACCUUACUGAGUCGGGUUUAGCAUCACUGGCAUAUCUCAUG